AUGAAGAAGGUACCACAAAGAUCCGGAUCAAAGCAUCAUAAGGCAACCCCAUAUUCCUUACGAUCAUUUCAAUCAAAGAUCAUGAAAGAUGCCCACAACAAGAAACAAAAAAAGGAAUCCGAGAAGAAAGAUUAUAAAGAUGCAAGAUGUUCGGUUUACCUAUACAAAAAAGCCUACUCGAAAGAGAAGGAAGGCCCAGAGUCGUCAGACGGGUCAAAUGUUGACCCGUUUGUCUGUGGGCUUAUGUGCCCGCUCUGUUGCGGUCAGGUGAAAGGGUGGACCGUGGUGGAGCGAGCACGCAAGUUUCUCAAUUCUAAAAAGAGAAGCUGCAUGCAAGACAACUGUUCGUUUGUUAGGUCAUACAGAGAUUUGAGAAAGCAUGUACGGGAGGAUCACCCGUUGGCCCGCCCGCGAGAAGUUGACCCGUCACUCGCUGAAAAAUGGAAAACGCUUGAAAAUGAUACGGAGUUAAACGAUGUGAUGAGUACAAUUAGCUCGACAAUGCCCGAGUCGAUUGUAAUGGUGGAUUAUGUGAUUGAAGGGAAUUUUCGGGAGUUUUCUAGAGACAUGGAGAUGGAUAAUUAUCUCGACAAUGUACUUUUCCGGUUAGGAUCAAGAACUGCCCCGGGCAGCUAUGCGAUAUUGGAGAGGGGUCGUCGGUCAGUGGAUGAUGAUGACGGCGAUGAUGGUGGUGGUGCCGCCACUAGGCGUGUUUGUAAUUACAUUCCUCGGAUUGCCUGCCGCCAGGGAAGGUUGGUUUUAGGUGGGCCAAGGAGGCGGCGUGGGCGUGGGCGUGGGCGUGGUGUAGAUAUGUAA
Messenger RNA from Lactuca saligna, 816 nucleotides. The record is from the annotation of a GenBank genome assembly. Lineage: Eukaryota; Viridiplantae; Streptophyta; Magnoliopsida; Asterales; Asteraceae.